UGCGAAGUGCGUUUGUGAAAUUUCGUUACAAAUUAUUUCGUUUGUUCAUAGUUUAUUUUUGUUAUCUAAUUUUUAUUGAAACGGAAGCGCAAUGUCGCAGCGUUCACAUUGCCAGGUCUUUCUCACAGUCGUCCUGGCAACGGCGACUAUGGCAGCUUUUCCGCCGAGCUUACGACAUCGUCCUGUCACUCAGAACAGGAUCCUGCAUAUAAACACCUCCUGCGAUCUCAGGAAUUUCAACGUGAGCGUGACGACGGAGAAGCCUUUCAAAGGGAUCAUCUUCGCGAAGGACUUCUCGCAGGAAUGCAGAGGUUACGGUGUGAUGAAGAAGGACGUUUCCGUGAGCUUUCCGACUUCAGGAUGCGGAGUUCGUCUGACCUCCAACGCAGACGAAAUGUUCUACAUGAUAACAGUUGUGGUGCAGCAGGAUAAGCAUCUUAGGCAGAUUAAAGAUCAGGAACGCACGGUGCAAUGUCGUAUAGAAAACAGCGCGUUCUCUGUGAAUAGCCGCAUGAUGGAGGAGGUCAUUAUGAAGGAGAUUAUCACUGAGAAAAGAGAUAGAAGUUCCAGGACUGGGCGGAUGAAACAAGAAGGAUGGUCCAAGGAAAUUUCUCCUGAAAAUUAUUCCUCCGAGACGAAGGAAUUGAACGAUGCUUUGUUAGCUGCUCGGGCGUGGAUGGAAAUUGCUCCUUCGAAUGUAAAUCAGAAGGAUGGAAUUUUGCAAGUUGGAGAAGAAGCAGUCCUUAUUGUUAAAUCUACGUUACCGGUUGGAAUCGGUUGGAAAGUCGUAGAUUGCGUGGCUCACGAUGGUCUGGGAGAUUCAUCGCAAAAGCUAUUAGAUGACAACGGGUGUCCAGUUGAUGAACUUUUACUGCCAGAACCAUCGAAAGGCCACAGUAGAUCCAUAGGUAUGAUGAGACAUCAAGAAGCUUCGUCGAAGUUCUCCGCGUUCAAAUUCCCGGAUCGCGAUCGCCUGCAUCUGUCGUGCAGCCUGCAGCUGUGCAGAUCGAAGUGCCAGAAGAUCGAUUGCGGUGAAGGGAAUCGCAUUAGCAGGAAUUUGCGGAGAGGUGAAGAGGGCGAGAUUCUGGAUCGGUUGGAGGUGUUCAACAGCGUUGAAGUUUUAGCUCCGGGCAUCGAGCUGGAAGAUAUUAGGCAAUUAGAGAGGUCUGAGGCUGAUCCUUUCCGCUUUGGUAAUAUACCAGGCGACAGAACAUUCUGCGUCUCACCAGAUAAAAUGGCUCUAACAUUCUGCGUUCUGGGAUUGAUAUUCCUUGUCGCGGUCAUAGUUGCAGCAGUGGCAUUAUACAAAGCCCGUCGUAACGGUGUCCCAAUGCCAUAUUACACACGCAGCGUGUUCUCGAGCAGCAGCGGAUCAGGAUCGGCGUACGGCAGCAAACUCCUCCUGCACGAGAGUCCUUGCAUGGGACAAUCCGCAUCCGUGCGAGGAUAUGGAAGGAUCUUAUAAGACUAACACCUACC
Messenger RNA from Nicrophorus vespilloides, 1479 nucleotides. RefSeq lists its product as uncharacterized. The transcript is spliced from 7 exons. The record is from RefSeq and is a predicted model, not a curated record. NCBI's taxonomy places the organism in Eukaryota, Metazoa, Arthropoda, Insecta, Coleoptera, Silphidae. Bases 92 to 1465 code for a protein of 457 amino acids.